Messenger RNA from Hemibagrus wyckioides, 1589 nucleotides. It is a transcript of the gene mcur1, whose product is annotated as mitochondrial calcium uniporter regulator 1. Lineage: Eukaryota; Metazoa; Chordata; Actinopteri; Siluriformes; Bagridae. Gene Ontology annotation, cellular component: mitochondrion; mitochondrial inner membrane. The transcript has 9 exons. The coding region runs from base 99 to 1049 and encodes 316 amino acids. The record is from RefSeq and is a predicted model, not a curated record. Gene Ontology annotation, biological process: positive regulation of mitochondrial calcium ion concentration; calcium import into the mitochondrion.
CAGUGUGUACCCGGAAGUCGGAGUCGUGAAUGCGGGGAAAAGAUUGAAGAGGAUUUUAUUUAGUACUGUAUUUAUCACAACACGAAACCUCGUCAGGAAUGCUUCUGGGUCGUUGUUUUAACGCGAUUCUUUUGGACGGUUUUCAGGGCAGGAGUAAAAACAUUUCGUAUUUGUUUGCCUUUGACAGAAGAGUGGACAGAAGAUACAUGACCCGCUCUCUCAGUGUUAUUGCUCCUGGAGCAAGGUGCUGGCGCGUGCACUCUGCUUUUCACAGAAUAUUGGCAUUAAGGCAUGACCAGGGGGAAACUGUGUACACGACUGCAAAUAAAUGUGGGACAGAUCCUGCUUCGCUUUGGAAAGGUGUGCGGUGGUCAGUGAUCAGAGAAUUGAGCACCUCCGUUAAAGUGAUGCAGUAUGACUUGACUAGAUCAGACCUUGCAAAAUAUGGCCACAGAACACUUCUCUUUGAUACACAUGCAAUGGUCCAACUCCUGGAAGAGAGAGGGUUCACAAUCCAGCAGGCUGAGGUUAUUGUUAAAGUACUACUCAAUACAACCAACACCAACAUGGACAUCAUGUAUAGUGAUAUGAUCACCAAGACACAGCAAGAGAUCAUGUUACAGAAGAUUAUGUCUCACAUUGCAGCAGUAAAGAAAGACAUGAUCAUUUUGGAGAAAAGUGAAUUUUCCGCAUUGCUGGCAGAGAACGACAGAAUUAAAGUAGAACUUGCACAAGUGAAAGUGCAGCUCUCUGAUAUGUUGGAUAAAGUUCGCUUAGACAGCAAGCUGGAUGUGAACACGGAAAAGAGCCGGGUGAAAGAGAAGAGAGCAGAGCACGAAAAGAAGAUUCUGGAGGCCAGAAACCACAUGAUGGAAAUGCUUGCAGAUCAGGACCGCCUUGUGACUCAGAGUAAUAUGAAAAUCGAUACUGAAGUGGCUGGCCUGAAAACCUUGCUGGAAUCUCACAAACUGGACAGUAUCAAAUAUCUAGCAGGCUCGGUGUUCACGUGUCUCACGGUAGUUCUCGGAUUCUUUCGAAUAUGGAUGUGAAUGCAGAGGAAUCUCCGCAAAACUAUACCCAAUAUAUCCCUUGAAAUUGAGGAGCAUGAAAUCCUAGCAAAGAAAUUCCUGCUAAGCAUCUGGUCAGUGUUUCAUAACAUUCCCACAUGGACAUCUAAUACACCAGAUCUUACAGGUUCACUCCUUCUACUCCAUGUGAAGAAAUUCUCUGUUGCUGAGAACAAUUUUAUUUUGUAUAUUUCUGUUUUUAUUCCUUUUUAUGUUAUUAUCUGUGCAGUUAUUUGUGCAGACACUUUAUUACCUUAUUAUGUGAAAUGCACUUCAUGAGAGGUAUGUUAAUGUUAACUGGGCUGAAAUGUAAAUAUAUACACGUUUUAUUAUGUUCUAGCAAAUCUGUCACAGCCUUUACUGAUGGUUUCUAACUUUUUACAACGACUGGGUUGAUGAAACAAGGUGACCAAAAACAAGCAAUGGUUUGAUUUUAUAUGACUUCCAUUAGAGUUAAUUAUCUGAAAGUACUGAAAGUUGAAAUUGUGUAGAAAGAAAAUAUUAAAAUAUUAUUAUCACUUG